Yamadazyma tenuis ATCC 10573 is the source of this 1795-nucleotide messenger RNA. It is a transcript of the gene SIW14, whose product is annotated as putative tyrosine protein phosphatase. Gene Ontology annotation, cellular component: cytoplasm. The record is from RefSeq and is a predicted model, not a curated record. Gene Ontology annotation, biological process: protein dephosphorylation. Gene Ontology annotation, molecular function: phosphatase activity; inositol diphosphate tetrakisphosphate diphosphatase activity. NCBI's taxonomy places the organism in Eukaryota, Fungi, Ascomycota, Pichiomycetes, Serinales, Debaryomycetaceae.
AUCUCCCAUCGAUAGAUCACAGUGCACACCAAAAAUCAGUAAUGGGCGACUUCUCUGAAGAUCCGUUCCAAAUGGACGAUGACUUCUCGGCCUCGUUGCACAUUGCUUCAAGCUAUUCCGACCCCAUAGACAACUUUACCGCCGCCACCGACCAGGCACAGAUACGAUCACGUCUUGCGGUGCUCGACUUGGAACAGUUCCCAGAAGAUGCCGACGAUGCGUUUGACGAAGGGGAACACAAAAAGGCCACGGAGAUGGCGCAGGCGUCACUCGUGAACCAGCCUAACCAUCCGCUCACGCCGCCGGAGAAUUUUGCCCCGGUUGUGAACAACAUUUACCGGUCGUCGUUUCCACAGACCACCAAUUUCCUGUUUCUUGAACGGCUCAAAUUGAAGUCCAUCUUGUGUUUGAUCCCUGAAGAUUAUCCAGACACUCAUCAUCAGUUCUUGAAAAACCAGGACAUUAAGCUUUUUCAACUCGGACUUUCUGGAAAUAAAGAACCAUUUGUGGUGAUAUCACACGAGUUGAUUACCGAAGCCCUCAAAAUUGUGUUGGAUCCCGCCAACCAGCCCAUUCUCAUACACUGCAACAGAGGCAAACACAGAACCGGGUGCGUGGUGGGGAUUUUACGGCGGCUCCAGCAGUGGUCGUUAACGAUUAUAUUUGAUGAGUACAGACGGUUUGCGGCUCCUAAAGAAAGGCCCAUGGACCAGCAAUUUAUUGAACUAUACAACCAGACGGAGAUCGUGCUGUUUUGCCAGGAACGCAACUAUCUCCCACUUUCCUGGGACUAGGUACUAGGCGAUGAGUUUACGAGAAGGCCAAAAGUACUGUCUUCCGUAUAACCCAACGUUUCCCAAUGCCAAUACACUCAAUCCCAACGGUACGACUCUCCCACGGAUGGCACUUUUGAUGCUGGCCCCACCGUUGACAAGAAGGUACAAGGUGGACCACGCGAAGGUGAAGCCGGCGCCGUUUUCCAACUCGUUGUCAUAAAUCAUAUAACUGCCAAGGAGAUUGGUGAAGCCAAACAAAAAGCACGAAACUCGGGUGGGUUUGGCGAGGGCCAAAGUCAGAGCCAAUCUGGCGGACGCCCCGGAGCUUCCACUGGCAAUCUUGUCAAUUGGACGUGUAGCGGUGAGGCCACGAGAAAGAAGGAGGGUGGAGAAUAUGAAAGGAGGCACUGGAGAUGUGGAAGCGGUGUCGAUAAGCUCAGCAGACAUUUGAGUGAUGUGAAAUUUUCGAUUGCGCGGCUGCAAAACAUUUUGAUUAAUAAAAUUCUCAAAAAUUAUAGAGUACAUUUGCUAAAAGGUAAAUUCAUUACAAUACUAAUAUACACCGAAUUAAAGUACUAAUCAUCAUACUUAAGCUCUUUCACCUCUCAAUCUUCUGGCCAAUUGGAUGUCCUUCUUUUGAAUGGUGACUCUCUUAGCGUGAAUGGCACACAAGUUGGUGUCUUCAAACAAGGAAACCAAGUAAGCUUCAACAGAUUCCUGCAAAGCACCAAUGGCAGAAGACUGGAAUCUCAAGUCGGACUUGAAAUCCUGAGCAAUUUCUCUCACCAAUCUUUGGAAUGGCAACUUUCUGAUCAAAAGUUCAGUAGACUUCUGGAAUCUUCUGAUUUCUCUCAAAGCAACGGUACCUGGCUUAUAUCUGUGAGGCUUCUUGACACCUCCGGUAGAUGGAGCGGAUUUUCUGGCAGCCUUAGAAGCUAAUUGCUUUCUUGGGGCCUUACCACCAGUAGACUUUCUUGCGGUUUGCUUAGUUCUAGCCAUAUUGAUUAAAUAAAGAUGAU